AUGACAAUGUCUUUAAAUCAAACCAACAUCAGAGACAUCUGGUACACCAUGACUGGGAUCCCAGGACUGGAAGAGGCACACAUAUGGAUUUCCAUCCCCAUUUGUUUCAUGUACCUAGUGGCUAUUCUGGGCAACACUCUCUUGUUAUUCCUGAUCUUCACGGAGCGCAGUCUUCAUGAACCUAUGUACCUCUUCCUCUCCAUGUUGGCCCUGGCAGAUAUCUUGCUCUCCACAGUUACCACACCAAAGAUGCUAGCAAUCUUCUGGUUCCAAGCUGGGGGUAUUUCCUUUGGUAACUGUGUGUCUCAGAUGUUUUUCCUUCACUUCAUCUUUGUGGCAGAGUCGGCUAUAUUGUUGGCCAUGGCAUUUGACCGUUUUGUGGCCAUCUGUCAUCCACUAAGAUACUCGACCAUUCUAACACCCUCCGUCAUUGGAAAAAUGGGUGCUGCAGCAGUAACUAGGAGUUUCUUCAUCUGCUUCCCCUUGGUUUUUCUGGUAUAUCGGCUCCAUUACUGUGGAAAGAACAUUAUUCGUCAUUCAUACUGUGAACAUAUGGGCAUUGCUAGAUUGGCCUGUGAUAGCAUCAAAGUGAACAUCUACUAUGGGGUGAUUGUGGCCCUGUUUUCCACAUGCCUAGAUGUGGUACUAAUCAUCAUCUCCUAUGCUCUUAUACUUUGUACUGUGUUUAGAAUCCCUUCCUGGGAUGCCCGACUCAAGGCUCUGGGUACUUGUGGUUCCCAUGUCUGUGUCAUCCUCUUGUUCUAUACACCAGCUUUUUUUUCCUUCUUUGCUCACCGGUUUGGGGGACACAGCAUACCCCUGCAUGUGCAUAUCCUCCUUGCUAAUCUUUAUGUAGUGGUACCACCCACCCUGAACCCCAUCAUCUAUGGAGUUAAGACCAAGCAAAUCCAGGACAGAGUUAUUCAGAUCUUUUAUUUGAACAAGACACUUUGUUAA
Molecule: messenger RNA, 957 nt
Organism: Ictidomys tridecemlineatus (thirteen-lined ground squirrel)
Lineage: Eukaryota; Metazoa; Chordata; Mammalia; Rodentia; Sciuridae
Product: olfactory receptor 52Z1P
Biological process (GO): G protein-coupled receptor signaling pathway
Cellular component (GO): plasma membrane
Molecular function (GO): G protein-coupled receptor activity; olfactory receptor activity
Source: RefSeq, a predicted model, not a curated record